Molecule: messenger RNA, 1617 nt
Organism: Dentiscutata erythropus
Lineage: Eukaryota; Fungi; Glomeromycota; Glomeromycetes; Diversisporales; Gigasporaceae
Source: the annotation of a GenBank genome assembly
AUGAUACUUGAAUCUAAAUAUCCAAAUAUAAAAAUUCCACCAAUAGGAAUUUAUCAAUAUGUUACUAGUAAUCCAAACAAGAUUUCCGAAGAUAAGGUUAUCUAUGUCGACGGAAUUACUGAUAAAAGUUACACUUUUGGCGAAUUUAAGCAUGAAUCUAAAAAGUUUGCUGCAGGAUUGCAAGACAGAUUAGAAUUUAAACGUGGGGAUGUUUUGGCGAUAUUUUCACCUAAUCAGGUUGAUUAUCCUACUGUACUCUUGGGAACCAUUGCAGCUGGAGGCAAAGUAACAACAGUUAACCCAAAUUACAAAACAACUGAAUUAUCUUAUCAACUAAUCGAUUCAGGUGCAUCGGUUCUAAUUGUACAUCCAGAAGUUCUUGAAAUUGCUAUGGAAGCUUUAAUCGAUGUAAAAACUCCUACCUUCAGGGUAUUAUUGUUUGGUGAUAAAGAAAUAAAAGGAUAUAAACCUUAUCGUUCUAUUUUAAUUGGUAAUCGUGAAAUUGAGCCAGUUUAUUAUACUCCUGAAGAAGCAAAGUCAACAACUGCUUAUUUGAUUUACAGUUCUGGAACAACCGGAAAGCAAAAAGGUAUCGAACGUACUCAUACAAAUGUGGUUGCUCAUUUAUCUCAAGCAAUUAUUGCAAAUUGUAAUCUUGGGCCACACAGUAUAAUUAUGUGUGUCACACAAUUUUUCCAAGGCUAUGCGUUGUUUAAUAUUCUUCAUUGUGCCUUAAUUCAUGGUGCAACCGCAAUCAUUCAUUCAAGUUUCAAUAUAGAAACGUUUUGUGAAUCAAUUCAAAAAUAUAAAAUUAACCAUAUUUACGCUGUGCCGCCAACUAUACUUAAACUUGUCAAUGAUCCAUUGGUUCAACAAUUUGACUUAUCAAGUGUGGAGAUAUUUAUAAGUGCAGCAGCUUCAUUAAGUGAUAAAUUGGAAAGAAAAUUUUAUGAAAUCUUUAAAAUACCAAUUUGGCAAACUUACGGUCUUACUGAAACGUCUUCAAUAUUUCGACAUUCUCCUAAUACAAUGAAGAACGCAGCUCCUGGCUCUGUUGGAUUUCUUCUUCCAAAUAUGAAGGUUAAAAUAUUAUCAGAUGAUGGUCGCGAAUUGGGAUAUAAUGAACCUGGAGAAUUAUGGGUUCACGGUCCAAAUAUUAUGAAGAGUUAUCUUAAUAAUAAAGAAGCUACAGAUGCUGUAUUUGACAAAAAUGGAUUUUUCAACACAGGAGAUAUUGUAUCCGUUGAUGAACAAGGGAACUGUUUUAUCGUUGAUCGUAAAAAAGAGUUGAUAAACUACAAGGGUUUUCAAGUGUCACCUUCCGAACUAGAAUCAAUUCUUCUUACACAUGAUGCAGUAUCAGAUGCAGCAGUAAUAGGAUAUUAUUCUGAAAAAGAAGCAACAGAAAUUCCUACAGCAUAUGUCACAAUUAAAAACGAGUAUGAGCAAUCUCAAGCUUUAGCAAAGGAAAUUCAAUCUUUUGUAGAUGAAAAGGUCAUAUCGUAUAAAAAAUUAGGAGGUGGUAUAUUUUUUAUUGAUAAAAUUCCGAAAAAUACAUCUGGUAAAAUUCUAAGAAAAGUGUUAAAAGAGAAAUUAAAAAAGGAUAUUAAUGAAUAA